Messenger RNA from Paramuricea clavata, 1098 nucleotides. The record is from the annotation of a GenBank genome assembly. NCBI's taxonomy places the organism in Eukaryota, Metazoa, Cnidaria, Anthozoa, Malacalcyonacea, Plexauridae.
AUGCCGUCCGAUUCCGCCGCACCUAGCGUAAAGGCAAGGUAUGAUUCUGCGUUGAAAAGGUUGUCUUCUUACAUGGAGACGAUAGGGAGGAAGCGUGCGCCCGAGGACGCGACCUACACUGAAGUUAAUGCCGAGUUCGAUUCCCAAAGGCUCGAGACGUUGUUGGAGUCCACCACCACAGCGUUGUGCAAUUUGAUGGACGCAUCCCCGUCCACGGGCGAAGCUGUGGGUCGACUUCAAACGGUCCAAGAUGAAUGCAACAACGUUCUUUCGCAAGCUGAUUGCCUGAUCGCCGAGCUCCAUAGCUUGGCAUAUACGAAAGUCCCUCCCUCUAAGGAAAAAUCGGAUGAAGGUUCAAAUAAAAAAACGCCUAAAAUAGAGUUGUCCACGUUUGAUGAGGAAAAUCCUGAUAUAUGGUUUAGCCAAUUGGAAAUUCAGUUUUUAGCAGCCAAGGUCGUGGACCAACAUCAUAGGUUUGCUCACCUCAUUCGUUUCUUAGAAAAACGCCAUUCAGUCCGCAUCAAUCCAAUCCUCCAGGAGCCGUCGGACAAGCCGUAUGACAAGGCCAAGGCGCUGCUACUGGACCAGUACGCACUGUCCAGGGAACAACGCAUCCACCGAGUUUUUUACCAAGAAUCCCUCGGUGCAGAUGAAAAUGCAGCGGACAUCCUGGCACGUGUCAGACCAUUGCUCAAGGACAUCUCCACGGCAGAUCUGGAAAAAUUUAUCAUGUAUAAGAACAUGCCGCAGUCAAUCAAAGCGCAUUUAGCAGAGCAUUUUGAUGGCGUAGACGCAGAAGAUUUUCAAAAACGAUGCGACAAAUUAUUAAUCUCCGCACGACAUUCGGCUUCAUCGUCGCAAGCAAACGUCGUGGCGGCCACUUUUAGCAAGAAAAGGGCCGGGUCCGAUUUUUCAAAGAAGUCGGCGCCGACGGCAUCUUCAGCAAAGAAGCCUUCGGUUUGUAUGUUUCAUCGUAUGUACGGCGACGACGCCCACUCCUGCACGAAGAGAAAAUGCUCUCAGUGGCGAGAAGGUCUGCGUUUUGUCAAGUUCGUGUCAGUUCCGGAAAACGAGAAGGGAACGCUGACGCAGGAGUAG